AUGGCAGCAUACUACCCAGACAGUCCAAGUGAAGAGGAUAAAUCAAAUAUAUCUCUAUUUCUUGAUACUUUUAUGGAAGUUGGAAUAGAUUAUGAAGACUGGGGAAAGAAUUUCCUUAAAAAAAUGAGAGAAGAAAACCCUGUAGAUCUCUCAAGCAGAUAAAAUUUUUCAGUUUGGAUGUGCAAAUAACACAAUCUAUUCAACAAAGAAAAAGGUAAAAACAUGUAUGAUUGCGAAUAUUAGAAUCUCAAAAAGAGAUGGGGUCCAAUGUGA
This is a messenger RNA of Stylonychia lemnae, 273 nucleotides long. NCBI's taxonomy places the organism in Eukaryota, Ciliophora, Spirotrichea, Sporadotrichida, Oxytrichidae. The record is from the annotation of a GenBank genome assembly.